AUGCAGCGAAGCCCCACGGUACCAACAACUCCCAAGGUGCACUUGCCUCCACUGGAAUUGGGAUAUAUCACCCAUAGAUUACGGAAAGAACACAGACAUGCUGGUCUCGUAAUCAAUUCUGCCCCAGGCUCCAAACGAAGAUCCCUGACAAGACUCAGUAGAGGGUCUACUACUCCUAGGAGACAUAGUGUAAGUAAUCUUUUUGAUGAUGAUAAUGCUCCAUAUACGCCUACUAGAGUGAUGUCAUCAAGUCGACGACUUAGUGAAGUGUUAGGAGAAAGACGGAGAAGAUCGUCCAUGUAUUUGUCUAGAACCGGUGAUACUGUGUUUCAAACAGAUUACGUUGGGCCUAUAAACUUGAAUUAUUUAAGAUAUUUGUGUAAAGUGACGUUACAAGAGAAGGAGAAGGGGAAAGAAGUUACUGUGUCUUCUCCACCAUACAUUGCUGUCAAUCCACAGCCUCAAGGAUCACCAAGAUUAUCAUUCUCAAAAUCUAAUCCACUUACAUCCAAGUUCUCAUCGCCACUACAUGAGGAUCAAGUGGACUAUAAUGAGUCGCUUCCUCUUCCAAGUGAUGCGGAUACUAUACUCAAAUCUCCAGACUUGGGUAUUCUUGCAGAUCAAUUUGAUCAUGAGUAUGAAAUGAAUCUAAGAGUACCCCAUAAGAAAGCUGAGCUACUGGUUACUCCUCCUCCUAAGAAGCUAUCAUUUUUAGAACGUAUACUUGAAUCUCAGCGGAAUUCCCAUAAGGGACAAGACGUUAGAACUCCGGAAAGAGAUCCAAUGGAAAUAUACAAAUUGAAUAAUGAUGUUUUCAUGAUACCCGAAGGAGAGCAUAUUCCCGAAGAUCAGUCAAAUCUGGACGCUGGCGUCGAAGACACAAAUGAAUUAGAAAGACAUAAUGGGGAGGAAGAUAACUUUGGUAUGGGAUAUGGACGUGAAGAAGAAGAAAUAAAGUCAUAUGCUGAAAAUCCUUCUGAACCAUUAAGGCUUUCCUUCACACCUAUAAAGACACUUACUACUAAUGAUACACUUUUAAACUCAUCAGAAGAUAGACAGCAGAAUGAACCUUUACAUAUGAUAACACCUUCACCUCCAAGAACAGAAUUUAAUGAUAACUUUUCACCCAAUAUUCUUGUUGAAAAUGAGUUUACCGUUGAUACUGACUCAGGAUCAGAAAAUGAAAUAUCCAAACUAUUAAAUGAUAAACUUGACGAGCCUAUCAAUAGUGACACUGAAAGCCAGGAACUAUUAGGCUUAAGAUCACCUAUUUUACUGUCACCAAGUUCAAAUGAACAAGACCAACAACCAAUCACAGACCACCACACCACGCGAAUUGUAUCCAAGCUCAAGACGCAGAAUAAAGUUCCUGUCAUUAAUCAAGGCAUUCCUUUGUCUAUGAUUCGGAAUCUUGUGAAGAGUAUUUCAUCUCAGUGCUAUAAUAGGAGUGUGGAUUAUCCUGCUACUACUAAGAGGAGAAGAGGGCCACAGAUUAACAAGAGGUUACUCCCACUUGUCCAAGAUUUGUCUCUGGACUUUCUCAGUGGAUUAAUGAAAGAUUUAAGCGCAUAUGUUGAUCACAGGAAGGGCCUCACAAUUUCCAUGAAGGAUGUAACAUUGUAUACCAAGAGAUUGGAUCUUGCUAAUAGUAAGCUUCAUGGGAAUACAAAAGGGGAUAAUUAUAAUGAAGAUUCCAUUAUGCUAUUGGCACAGAAAUUCUUACCAUUGGAGACAUUGAAUGAACUACAAGCUAGUUUGAAGUCUGAGGGUAUGCCAUUAAGCAAGAAGAGAAAGAUCACCUCACAAAUGGACAGAGAACAGGUAAGCAGUGGUGUAGAUUAUGAUGAUGAUGAUGAUGAUGAUGAUGAUGAUGAUGAUGAUGAUGAUGACGAUGAUGAUGAUGAUGAUGACGAUGAUGAUGAUGCUGAAGCAGAAGAGGAACACGAUGACGAAGAUUAUAAUGACGAGGGCGCAUGA
Molecule: messenger RNA, 1977 nt
Organism: Lizanozyma spartinae
Lineage: Eukaryota; Fungi; Ascomycota; Pichiomycetes; Serinales; Debaryomycetaceae
Exons: 1
Coding region: 1-1977 (658 amino acids)
Molecular function (GO): protein heterodimerization activity
Source: RefSeq, a predicted model, not a curated record